Blumeria graminis f. sp. triticale is the source of this 624-nucleotide messenger RNA. NCBI's taxonomy places the organism in Eukaryota, Fungi, Ascomycota, Leotiomycetes, Helotiales, Erysiphaceae. The record is from the annotation of a GenBank genome assembly.
AUGGCCAAGAAAAAUAAUUACUAUCCCAUCUCGACGAAGGAAAUAAUAAGUAGCAAUGCGUGUACGGGAAAGAAUCUUGUGCAGCUGGCUCAGAACAGAUAUAUAACUAUUCAUGAGAAUAAUAUCAUCAACCCUUAUAAAAAACUAGAAAAUAAAAUCCGGAUUUAUUUUGACGUAGGAAUCGAAAUUAAGCUUGGCGAAGGACAAGUUUACUUUGAGGGCAAAAAAGUAAAUGGUAAAACUGAAGAUGAGAUUUUAAUGUGGUACAUGGGCUACUUACACAUAUUUCGCCGCAGAAUCAAAAAUGGGGGAUGGUAUGUUGGCACCUCUUUAACAUCCAUGGACUUCAAUGGAUACCAAAUAUCAGAUUUCAUGUGGCGUAACAACCCUCAGUACAGGAGGUUUAUUAAAUCCUGGGAGUCCUUAGAAAAUCUAGUAGACAAGAGGAGACAUUAUCCAGGCUUGACUCCAGAGGGAUUAGCGAUAGAGAUACAACGAAAGGCAUCUCACGAAAAGUUAGAGAGACUGAAAUUGGAUAAUCUUCAGCCGUCAGAUGCCCAUGGCAUUAUUUCAAGCUUUACAUGGUACGGGGAUCGUACAUCGGGACACUCAGCGUAUUUAUGA